AAGCCCGGCAAAAGGCUUUGCAAAAAUAGCUCAAAUCUCUCCUCUUCCUCUCUGUACAUUUUUUGUUAAAGCUGUGUUAUUUUUCAUUUUUAUAUUGUCAUAUUUAGCUUGUACUUAAAUUCUUGAGUUUUUUUCGAAGAUAACAUCAUUUAUUGGUAAUAAUGGCAGGGGAUUCUUGCUAUUGCUAGGCAAAGUUUAAAACUUUUUUGUAUUUUUUCCUAUUUUUUCAAGAUUUGUGUGGCAGACAAUUUGUGGCAGAAGAAAGAGAGGGAAUGAGGAAACUUUUGUGGGUUUGGGUUGCUGUAGUUUCUGUUUUUGGGAAAUGGGUGAAUGGGUUCUUGGAAUUGAAUGAGACAGAACUGUUUUACACUGGAGCUGAAGCUUAUGGUUAUUUUAAUGAAUCUAAAUCCAGUUACGAUGCUUUGAUGGUAGGAUUUACUCUCAUUCAAGGAGCUGGUGCUAGAGGGGCAGUCUGUUUGGAUGGAACAUUUCCUGGCUAUCAUUUGCAUCGAGGAUAUGGUUCUGGUGCAAACAGUUGGCUCAUUCAAUUGGAGGGGGGUGGAUGGUGCAAUAGCAUCAGAAAUUGUGUUUACCGCAAAACAACCCGGCGUGGUUCAUCAAGAUACAUGGAAAAGCAGCUGGCAUUUACAGGAAUCUUAAGCAAUAAGCCUGAAGAAAAUCCUGAUUUUUUCAACUGGAACAGAGUAAAAGUCCGAUAUUGUGAUGGUGCCUCUUUUUCCGGGGACAGUGAAAAUAAGGCUGCACAACUGCAAUUCAGAGGGCAGCGGAUAUGGUUGGCUGCAAUGGAAGAUCUAAUGUCAAAGGGAAUGCGUUAUGCCAAACAGGGGCUUCUUUCUGGGUGCUCUGCCGGUGGUCUAGCUUCUAUUUUGCACUGUGAUGAGUUUCGAAACUUGUUUCCUCGAACAACUAGAGUGAAAUGCCUGAGUGAUGGUGGUUUAUUCCUUGACACAGUUGAUGUAUCUGGUGGCCGCACCCUAAGGAAUAUGUACAAUGGUGUGGUGAACUUGCAGGGGGUGCAAAGUAACCUGCCACGUAUAUGCACUGACCACCUCGAUCCAACCUCGUGCUUCUUCCCUCAGAACAUUAUCGGCAAUGUUAAGACCCCGUUGUUCCUUGUCAAUGCAGCCUAUGAUGUAUGGCAGAUUCAGUCCAGCUUAGCUCCACCGUCUGCAGAUCCCCACGGCUAUUGGAGUGAAUGCAGGAAGAACAAUGCAAAAUGUUCUGCAUACCAAAUCCAAUUUCUGCAAAAAUUCAGGAACCAAAUGCUACGUGCCGUGAGAGGCUUCUCGAUGUCUAGACAGAAUGGUUUGUUUAUAAAUUCAUGUUUUGCUCACUGCCAAACAGAGAGGCAGGAUACAUGGUUCGCGGAUAAUUCACCUGUCAUCGGAAACAAGGCAAUUGCAAUUGCUGUCGGAGAUUGGUAUUUUGAUCGGUCAGGCGUUAAAUCAAUCGAUUGCGCCUACCCGUGCGACAAGAGCUGCCACAAUCUGGUUUUCAAAUGAGCAGAAGUAUUAUAGCAAUUAAGUUAGCUUUCAUAGUCAUCUUAUUUGAAUCACCUUAUAUAUCUUCCCAUUGUUGCUGGAAAGAGAAACUCUACUACAAAAUUCCAAAUGAUAAUUUAGUUAUAGAAGACAAUAAGAUUAAGAAGAAAGGUUGCCAGGAAAUGCAAAUUUAGGGCAAACCUUCCGACAUUAUUGUAGCACUUCUUGUGCAAGCUGCAAUUUUUUUUUCCAUCAAAAUGUAAUAUUUUCUAUUUAUAAAUGAUUAAUCAAUCAAUCAAGUCCAUAUUUUGUAUGCUA
Molecule: messenger RNA, 1820 nt
Organism: Jatropha curcas
Lineage: Eukaryota; Viridiplantae; Streptophyta; Magnoliopsida; Malpighiales; Euphorbiaceae
Product: Pectinacetylesterase family protein
Biological process (GO): cell wall organization
Cellular component (GO): plant-type cell wall
Molecular function (GO): pectin acetylesterase activity
Source: RefSeq, a predicted model, not a curated record